AUGGAGGAGCUUUCUGCAAUGUUACUGUUAUUAGAAAAUGUGUGUCUAUUGCCAAAUGGGGUUGAUGCAAGAAAGUGGAGGCUAGAAACUUCAGGGGAGCAGGAUUCCCUAUCUUUCCAACCUUUUGGGCAGAUCUGGAAAGCAAGGGUUCCACCUAAAGUAAAAGUCUUGGCAUGGACUAGCUCACAGGAGGGUUAA
This is a messenger RNA of Prunus armeniaca (apricot), 198 nucleotides long. Lineage: Eukaryota; Viridiplantae; Streptophyta; Magnoliopsida; Rosales; Rosaceae. The record is from the annotation of a GenBank genome assembly.